This is a messenger RNA of Acanthamoeba castellanii str. Neff, 348 nucleotides long. RefSeq lists its product as uncharacterized. Gene Ontology annotation, biological process: spliceosomal complex assembly; mRNA splicing, via spliceosome. The record is from RefSeq and is a predicted model, not a curated record. Gene Ontology annotation, molecular function: protein binding. The coding region runs from base 1 to 348 and encodes 115 amino acids. NCBI's taxonomy places the organism in Eukaryota, Discosea, Longamoebia, Acanthamoebidae. The transcript has 3 exons. Gene Ontology annotation, cellular component: U2-type catalytic step 2 spliceosome; precatalytic spliceosome; Prp19 complex.
AUGGGAGACCGAAGAGGCCAGCGUGCUCCGCAGGUGAAGAACAAGUCGGCGGCCGAGAUCCAGAUCACUGCCGAGCAGAUCAUUCGCGAGGCUCAGGAGCGGCAGGAGGAGGAAAUCCAGCCGCCCAAGCAGAAGAUCACCGAUAAGGAGGAAUUGGACGAGUAUCGAUUGCGGAAGCGUAAGGAAUUCGAGGAUCAGAUUCGCAGGCAGCGCGGCCUCAUCACAAAUUGGCUCAAGUAUGCCGCCUGGGAGGACAGCCAGGGCGAGAUGGAGCGGGCGCGCAACGUCUACGAGCGCGCGCUCGAUGUGGAGUACCGCAAUGUCACCAUCUGGCUCAAAUGGAGAUGA